AUGGCGUUUGGUCACACUCUGCCCCUGUUGGGGAGAGGUGUGGUUGAUGUGAUGGGAAAAUACAGCAAGAGGAAAGGACGGUUCAAAAGGUCUGAUGGGAGUACGUCCUCAGAUACCACAUCCAACAGCUUUGUUCGCCAGGGCUCCGCGGAGUCCUACACCAGCCGGCCGUCAGACUCCGAUGUGUCUCUGGAGGAAGACAGAGAAGCCUUAAGGAAGGAGGCCGAGCGCCAGGCGUUGGCCCAGCUCGAGAAAGCCAAGACCAAGCCGGUGGCCUUUGCUGUCCGCACCAAUGUCGGCUACAACCCAUCUCCAGGUGAUGAGGUGCCUGUGCACGGAAUGGCCAUCACCUUCGAGCCCAAGGACUUCCUGCACAUCAAGGAGAAAUACAACAACGACUGGUGGAUCGGGCGGCUGGUGAAGGAGGGCUGUGAGGUGGGCUUCAUCCCCAGCCCCGUCAAGCUGGACAGUCUGCGCCUGCUGCAGGAGCAGAAGCUGCGGCAGAACCGCCUCAGCUCCAGCAAAUCAGGCGACAACUCUAGCUCCAGUCUGGGAGACGUGGUGACUGGCACCCGCCGCCCCACGCCCCCUGCCAGUGGUAAUGAAAUGACUAACUUAGCAUUUGAACUAGACCCCCUAGAGUUAGAGGAGGAGGAGGCGGAGCUUGGUGAGCAGAGUGGCUCCCCCAAGACUAGUGUUAGCAGUGUCACCACCCCGCCGCCCCAUGGCAAGCGCAGCAUCGCCUUCUUUAAGAAGACAGAGCAUGUGCCCCCCUAUGACGUGGUGCCUUCCAUGAGGCCCAUCAUCCUGGUGGGACCGUCGCUCAAGGGCUAUGAGGUUACAGACAUGAUGCAGAAAGCUUUAUUUGACUUCCUGAAGCAUCGGUUUGAUGGCAGGAUCUCCAUCACACGUGUGACAGCGGACAUUUCCCUGGCCAAGCGCUCAGUCCUCAACAACCCCAGCAAACACAUCAUCAUUGAGCGCUCUAACACACGCUCCAGCCUGGCCGAGGUGCAGAGCGAGAUUGAGCGGAUCUUUGAGCUGGCCCGGACCCUUCAGUUAGUGGCUCUGGAUGCGGACACCAUCAACCACCCGGCCCAGCUCUCCAAAACCUCGCUGGCUCCCAUCAUUGUUUACAUCAAGAUCACCUCUCCCAAGGUCCUCCAGAGGCUCAUCAAGUCCCGAGGGAAGUCUCAGUCCAGACACCUCAACGUCCAAAUAGCGGCUUCGGAGAAGCUGGCCCAGUGUCCCCCUGAAAUGUUUGACAUCAUCCUGGACGAGAACCAAUUGGAAGAUGCUUGCGAGCACCUGGCCGAGUACUUGGAAGCCUAUUGGAAGGCCACCCACCCUCCCAGCAGCACGCCCCCCAAUCCGCUGUUGAAUCGCACCAUGGCCACCGCAGCCCUGGCGGCCAGCCCCGCCCCCGUCUCCAACCUCCAGGGACCCUACCUUGCUUCCGGGGACCAGCCGCUGGAACGGGCCACCGGGGAGCACGUCAGCGUGCACGAGUACCCGGGGGAGCUGGGCCAGCCGCCCAGGCUUUACUCCAGCAGCCACCCACCUGGCCGGGCAGGCACCCUGCGGGCGCUCUCCCGCCAAGACACCUUUGAUGCCGACACCCCCGGCAGCCGAAACUCUGCCUACACGGAGCUGGGAGACUCGUGUGUGGACAUGGAGACGGAUCCCUCCGAGGGGCCAGGGCUUGGAGACCCUGUCGGGGGGAGCACCCCGCCCGCCCGGCAGGGCUCUUGGGAGGAGGAGGAGGAAGACUAUGAGGAAGAGCUGACCGACAACCGGAACCGAGCCCGGAAUAAGGCCCGCUACUGCGCCGAGGGCAGGGGUCCGGUGCUGGGGCGCAACAAGAACGAGCUGGAGGGCUGGGGGCGCGGCGUCUACAUCCGCUGAGGGCACGGGCCUGACCGCCCGGGUUGCUGUCUGCGCUCGGGCUUGCCUCCAGGAGGUGUUGUCGCCCUCCUUUCAGAUGCCUUGGUCCAAUGUUGGGGUUCUUUGGUGGUCGCCCCAGCUUCUGGGAGGCCCCUAAGACCUGCCUGCUGAAGCUGAAUGGAGGGAUACCCACUUUUCUGCUGUGUCCUCUCUCCCCCAUCUCGGGGGGGCUCUUCUCCCCCUGCCCCCAGAGAAAAGGUGCACUUCCUUAACUCUUUCUACACCAGACUCUCAGUGGAGAUCCUGGAUGAGAUGGCUCCUUCUCUUCCUGGGGUCAGAGGUCACUGCUCCCCGUGCCCAUGAAGCCUCUCUCUCCAACCCCUGACCCAGGGCCCCUCACCCUGUUCCCCAGCUUCCUGACAGCAUUGUCUGGUAUGGUAGGUGGGAGCUGUAGUAUGGGUGCUCCUGCUUAGGGAGCAUCUGGCUUCACACUGGCAGGCAUCCCCGGGGUGCCCCGGCCUUCCACGGGCCUGGCGAUGCCCAGUGCCUAGAACUCUGAGGAGUGGGUAACCGGACACACUCCUACCCACCCCACCACUCCCAUGCCUCCGCCUUCACCCACCCAGGAAUGAGCUUCGCCUGCCACCCCUGCCUGCUCUCAUCCAACAAGGGCCCUCUUGCUUGGGCCCCCAUUCCACGUGCCAGCUGAGCCUGGAGCCCAUGGGACACGCUAGUCUGCCUCUUUGAAACCAAAAACACUCUCUUCCACCCUCACCCUAAGGCCCCAGAGGAGACUGCUGGUGGUGGGGGAGGGGGGAGGGCUCGGGACCUCGGAUCUCCCCUGAGGGGCUUGGCUGCUGCUGUUGCUACUCUACAUUUGCCUCCUGUGGCCCUACCCUUCACCUGUGUCUACCCCUUGUCCCCAGGAGAGGCCUUGGCACCCCUUCUCCCCUGAGGUACUUCCUCUGCCUCAGUGUCUCCACAGUCCAGCAGCCCUGACCCUCCCCAGCAGCCCAGCUGGGCCUGAGAGAGCCGAUUGUGCCAACGAGGACUGGGCUGUGCCCGGCUGCCCACCUCAGGGAUGGGCACUCCUGCCUGUCUCGCCACCUCCUGUGCCAAUGUUGUCCCGUCCACCUCCUGGGUGGUGGGGUGCAGCUUCUGCUCACUGGUUAGGAGACACCACUGCCCAACCCUCCCUGUCUUAUGUCCUGUGCUCCUGUCUGUCUGUCUGUCUGUACUCUCCUAGGACAAGUAUUUUGCCACACACAAAA
Messenger RNA from Echinops telfairi (small Madagascar hedgehog), 3155 nucleotides. It is a transcript of the gene CACNB1, whose product is annotated as calcium voltage-gated channel auxiliary subunit beta 1. The transcript is spliced from 14 exons. Bases 1 to 1905 code for a protein of 634 amino acids. Gene Ontology annotation, molecular function: protein binding; high voltage-gated calcium channel activity. Gene Ontology annotation, cellular component: voltage-gated calcium channel complex. The record is from RefSeq and is a predicted model, not a curated record. NCBI's taxonomy places the organism in Eukaryota, Metazoa, Chordata, Mammalia, Afrosoricida, Tenrecidae. Gene Ontology annotation, biological process: calcium ion transmembrane transport; regulation of voltage-gated calcium channel activity; neuromuscular junction development.